AUGGGCUCCAUUGUGGAUAGCCCGCCGAAGAGCGGAUUCAAGUUGGUACUUCAGAAUCCGUACCUAUGUGGAGUGGCAUCGUUCUCAACUCUCGGUGGCCUCUUGUUCGGAUAUGACCAGGGUGUGAUCUCUGGUGUCAUCACGAUGGAGAGCUUUGGCGCUGUUUUCCCGCGAGUAUACAGUGACUCUGGCUUCAAAGGGUGGUUCGUUUCCACUCUUUUGCUUGCUGCAUGGGCUGGAUCUCUGAUCAACGGGCCCGUGGCAGAUCGAAUUGGACGGAAGGUGUCCAUUAAUGUGGCUGUGGUCAUUUUUGUGAUCGGGUCUGCUAUUCAAUGUGGUGCAGUUGAUAUCCCCAUGCUGUUUGCUGGUCGAGCAAUUGCCGGCCUGGCUAUCGGCAUGUUGACUAUGGUUGUCCCAUUAUACAUCUCCGAAGUUUCUAUUGCCGAGAUUCGGGGAGGACUUGUGGUAAUACAACAACUGUCGGUUACCAUCGGUAUCCUAAUUAGCUACUGGAUCGACUAUGGAGCAAACUACAUCGGAGGCUCACGUUGUGCACCAAACGUUCCCUUCACAGGAGGAACCACAGCGAAGCCUACCUUCGAUCCAUACCAUGAUGUUCCCAUCGGUGGAUGUACGGGCCAGUCCGAAGCGUCGUGGCGACUUCCACUGGCUAUUCAAAUUGUUCCUGCUUUGAUCCUGGGAAUUGGAAUGUUGUUCUUCCCUGAUUCGCCGCGCUGGCUGCUAAUGAAGGAACGCGACGACGAGUGCCUUGAUGCGCUCUCGAGGCUUCGUCGCCAGUCUCGUGAUAGCCUCGUCCUUCAAAACGAGUACUUGGAGAUCCGGGCAUCGAUCAUGCUUGAAAACACCUUUGCCCGCGAACACUUCCCGAAUCUGUCCGGGUUCAAGUUACACGCUGCUCAGUAUAUGUCACUAGUGACAAGUUGGCCUCGUUUCAAGCGGCUGGCCAUCGGUUGCUGCGUCAUGUUCUUCCAGCAGUUUAUGGGCUGUAAUGCCAUGAUCUACUACGCCCCGACAAUCUUCGGUAUGCUCGGUAUGAAUGGCAACACAACCUCACUCCUUGCCACUGGUGUAUACGGUAUCGUCAACUGCCUAAGCACUCUACCAGCGUUGUUCUUCAUCGACAAAGUCGGACGCCGCGCCCUUCUCAUGGCAGGUGCUACCGGUACCUGCAUCUCGCUGGUGAUCGUUGGUGGAAUCCUCGGCGGAUUUGGCGACAACCUAUCUACCAAUCAAUCCGCCGGAUACGCCGCUAUUGCGUUCAUUUACAUUUACGAUGUCAACUUUUCGUACUCGUUUGCUCCCAUUGGUUGGGUUCUUCCGUCUGAAAUUUUCAACUUGUCGGUUCGCUCGAAGGCGAUAUCGAUCACGACGUCGGCUACUUGGAUGUGCAACUUCAUCAUCGGCCUCGUUACUCCCGAUAUGCUCGACACCAUCACCUGGGGUACUUACAUUUUCUUCGCAGCCUUCUGUCUGCUAGCCUUGGCCUUUACAUUCUUCUUCAUCCCAGAGACACGCGAAAAGACCCUCGAGGACAUGGAUCUUAUAUUUGGAGAUACGAGUGCGCAUGAGGAGAAAAAGCGCAUCAAGCGCAUCGAGGCACAGCUACGUGGUACGCCAAUCGAGGACGAUGACUUGAAGCCGAGGGAUGAGCACGAGGAGGUUGUGGAUGGUUGA
Penicillium cinerascens is the source of this 1695-nucleotide messenger RNA. RefSeq lists its product as uncharacterized. The coding region runs from base 1 to 1695 and encodes 564 amino acids. Lineage: Eukaryota; Fungi; Ascomycota; Eurotiomycetes; Eurotiales; Aspergillaceae. The record is from RefSeq and is a predicted model, not a curated record. Gene Ontology annotation, molecular function: carbohydrate:proton symporter activity. Gene Ontology annotation, biological process: transmembrane transport; carbohydrate transport. The transcript is spliced from 8 exons. Gene Ontology annotation, cellular component: membrane.